ACUUUGGGGCACAAACAGCUGCUGGUGCCGUUUUGAUGAUUUCCGAUCAUUUUAGCAUGAGUGCAAUGGUCGAUGACUCAACUGUGGAUUCAUGGGCAAUUUCUAAAGCUGUAUUGAAUGGAAGCGAAUUUUUCAUGGACUUGAGCGGAUGCAGACUCUCAGAUGUCACUUUGGCAGCCGAUUCAGAGAAGUUAAACCCAGGAACCUGCCUCAAAGAAGUCUGUGAUAAACAUGCAGUCGCCAGUACUGUCAGUUCAUGUGGAGCCAAGGAGGUUUGCCAGGACAACGUCAAAUGCGGGAUUCAGCACAACGACACCAUUGACAGUUCGAUCAACUGCAACCGCUCAACUGAACACUGUAAUCUCAUGAGGCAGGCACCUUUCACUGCUUGUCACGACCGCAUUGACCCAGAGCCGUACAUAACCGCCUGCACAAACACUUUGUGCAAUUACCCGGCGGUGGACGGUCUCAACUGCCAGUUGUUGGAGGCUUAUGCCAAGGCCUGCAGUCUGAAGAACGUCACACUGAAGAACUGGAGGUCAACGGUUGGCUGCUGUAAGAUUCAGUUUGACUUUUAUUAUUAA
Messenger RNA from Sebastes umbrosus (honeycomb rockfish), 584 nucleotides. RefSeq names its product mucin-5B-like. NCBI's taxonomy places the organism in Eukaryota, Metazoa, Chordata, Actinopteri, Perciformes, Sebastidae. The transcript is spliced from 5 exons. The coding region runs from base 36 to 584 and encodes 182 amino acids. The record is from RefSeq and is a predicted model, not a curated record.